ACCCCAACAAGAUCCGAAAAGAAGUGUGCCCGAAUUUCAUCACAACCUUGUCUCUUUUAUACCGAGAGAGGCGAUUAAAAUCGGGCGUAAUAGCUGAGGGUUGAAGCUGCUGAUUGAAGUUGAUUUAUCGUUGAAUCUGAUCCGUUAUCAUGGAUCUGAAUCCGCCUGCAGGAGAAAACUAUGCAAACCCAAGGAUAUGCUUCUUUCAUGUCCUCUUCAAGGCUGGAGCAUUGGCGUUUUACAUACUAUCAGCACUGUUUUUUGAUAGUUUUGUGAUAAUAUUUGUGGUGACUGUUCUUCUUUCUGCUCUUGAUUUUUGGGUGGUGAAAAAUGUGAGUGGUAGAAUCUUAGUUGGUUUGAGGUGGUGGAAUGAAAUUGAUGACAAUGGUGAAAGUGUCUGGAAAUUUGAAUGUCUUGAUCAAGAGUCAUUGGCUCGAAUGAACAAAAAGGAUUCAUGGCUGUUUUGGUGGACUCUUUACUUGACUGCGGUUGUAUGGAUAUUCUUUGGAAUAUUCUCUCUGAUAAGAUUCCAAGCUGAUUAUCUCCUUGUUGUUGGAGUUUGCUUGACACUCAGUGUUGCAAAUAUUGUGGGCUUUACAAAAUGUCGCAAAGAUGCAAAGAAGCAGAUUCAAGCAUUUGCCUCCCAGACAAUUGCGAACCGGUUCCAGUCUACGUUACAGUCUGCAUUUAGUGUGGUGUGAUUUUGAUUUUUAUAUUACAAAAAAGGAAAAAGAAAAAAGUUUGGUUUGUUAUUGUACUUGUUUUGAUAUACCGUAAAUGCCCCUCCAAUUAGUAUUCAUAUAAUUAGUUAAAACUCAAAUAUGUUCCUAAUUCCUCUACUUGUUUUGAAUCAUGCCAAGUUGAAACUCGUUAUCAAACUUUGAGCAAAACAAUACGACCAUUUUGUUAAUGGUAUAUAUAGUUGUUAUUGGA
Messenger RNA from Lactuca sativa (garden lettuce), 933 nucleotides. RefSeq names its product golgi apparatus membrane protein-like protein ECHIDNA protein. Gene Ontology annotation, cellular component: Golgi membrane. Gene Ontology annotation, biological process: vesicle-mediated transport; protein secretion. NCBI's taxonomy places the organism in Eukaryota, Viridiplantae, Streptophyta, Magnoliopsida, Asterales, Asteraceae. The record is from RefSeq and is a predicted model, not a curated record.